AUGAAAAGGAUAUUCAAGCUAGAAAAGUAAAAUGAACAAUUGAAACAAGAAUUAUCGGUAAUAAGUAAUCAGGAUACCGCAGAACUAAACGAAUAAGACAAUAAACAGGAUCAUCAGCAAGCUUGCGAGCACAAUGAGUAUCAAGAUUACAGAUUUACCCCCCGAGAUGAUCGAACAAAUAUUUGGCCAUCUCCAGCAUCAUGAACGUCUUGUGGUAUCUUGUACGUGCAAAGCGUGGCGGAAACUAGUAUUCAGUCCCAAGUUUUGCAAACGUUUGUAUCUGCAUUUAAGGUCAGCAGACGAUAUAGUAUUGAAGCUUCGUGACGGAACGGUUUACGAACUUUGUCGCAAUGCUGUGAUUUCUUGUGAGAGUAUUCCGGAUGACCAUAAGAGUUCGUUGAAUAACUAUCUCCAAAAUGCUCCAUUGGAAUCGCUCAACAUCGUUACUGCGAAGGCAACUGCUAAAUGGAUUUUGGAACAUAAUCUGGCACAGAUGGAGAUGUUGGAAACAUUGCACCUGGAUCUGCGAGACUGUGACGGAGAAAUGUUACGAAUCAGUCAUCAAACUUUGAAAAAUGCCACUUUCAAAAGAAUGUGGACAAUUGAAAUCGAUUGUCCUAAUUUGAGUGCCAUAAAUUCCCAUCUGUCAGAUGAAAAAUGUGUGGACUUUAUCAAAAGUCUACGAGGACAGCUGCAAAGCCUGAUGCUAUUCAGUGAGGUCAAACAGGUCUACACAGCUCUUUCGGAUGUCGAAUGGGACAACUUAAGAGAACUGCAUAUGAAUAUCGUGCCUCGAGGAAACGACCUCGAAAUACUGCUGGAACGAAUGCCGUGUUUGAAAAAGUUGGUCUUACAUGACAACUAUACUCUUCCCGCAAUUGGAAAGGAAUUCAGAGCCGCUAAAUCUUUGUCCGAGCUUGUUUUGAUCAAAGUGAAUAUUAAUGCAGAAUUCAACAAAUCCUUGGAGCGGUUAACAUUGCUUGAAAGUCUCAUGUUAAUCAAUAUUAUAUUUACUCACGGAAAAGAACAAUGUUUAAAAUCAAGUAGCAUCAAGAGGUUAACGCUCUGUCAUAGACUACGUAAUCCACUGCCUCAAUUCCCAAAUUUAAAAAUCUUGAAUCUCCAAUGUGAAGAAUUUGAGCUAUGCGAUAUAUUGAAGGACCUGUGCAUUUACUAUCCAAAACUCGAACAGCUAAGUUUUGGUGUAGCCCCGGGAGAGAUUGGUGUGUUACAAACUGAAUCUGGGUACCGUGAAACCAAAUCACUUUCACAUCUGAAAAAAAUGGAAUUCCUGAAAACCGUUCAACUUAAUCGAAUAGCAACGGAGCUGCUGGAUUGGAGCACGUGUAAUGACAACAGAAUUGAAAGCCUUCGUUUGGAUGGUUGCAGUAUCGACGGUAAAACAGCUCAACAGUUGGUUCAAGUUUUCAAACAACUUCGACAGUUAUUCCUAGAUCAUUGCUAUCUACGUCAGCCUCGUACCGAUGUGUUCGAACUUGAUGAAAAUUGUACGUAUGGUUUACGAUCACAGCUUCCCGGAUGCACAAUUUCAUACUACGAUUGCCACAUAGAGGAAUUACAUGAUGCUUGUGGCGGUGGAGGAAAGGAUGUCAUCUAGUUCUAGAAUAAAUUUGUUAUCGUCAA
Molecule: messenger RNA, 1644 nt
Organism: Ochlerotatus camptorhynchus
Lineage: Eukaryota; Metazoa; Arthropoda; Insecta; Diptera; Culicidae
Exons: 3
Coding region: 134-1618 (494 amino acids)
Biological process (GO): positive regulation of protein ubiquitination
Molecular function (GO): protein binding
Source: RefSeq, a predicted model, not a curated record